AUGAGUCGCUACUACACCAAUAGCGGCGGUAGUAGUACCAAAGCGCUGAAUUUGACCGCCAGUGCCACUUCGAAGAAGAUGGCCACGAGACGGCAGGCUGAUCACGAGAGUGGUUUCUAUGAGCAAGGUACCGAUGAGACGCAUUUUGCCGGCUGUCACACCUCUACCAGCACCGGCGGCAGUGGGAAACGCACACGCCAACCCUCUGCCGAACAAUACAUGAAUGGUGGUCGCAGUAAGCGGCAAAAAGUGAAUAUGGGAAUGCCAAGUGCCGCUCAUAUUGUUGCGCAGGGUCAAAGCAAAUCACACAGACAGGCUGCACCACUCACAGUUACAACUAAUAGCAAACAAGAGCAGCGUAAUCAAUACUAUGCCAAUAACAAUAACAAUAGUAAACGCUAUUUACCAUCUCAAAUGCCUCCACAACAACAAUCGCAACACCAACAAGUUACCAGCACUUCGGUUGCAAAAAUGAACACGUUACCCGUGGCGGAGACUAUCGAAGUGCCUGACAGUAGCGACAGUGAUGAUGAUAAUGUUAAAUCUAAUAGACGAGAGGUAGCUAGUGGAGGUAAUAAAGAACGCUUGGCGAACGGCGGUGGCGCAUCUACCGGAAUACCAACGCUUAUUAUUAGCGGCAGUAGCAGUAGUAAUAGUAACAGUCACUUGAGUGCCACUCAGCAACAGCUUCAAAACAAAUUCAAGUAUGAGCAGCAGCAGCAGCAACAGAGCGCAAACGGUGCAAGUAGCAGUGGCCAGACAGCAAACAAAAACAGGGAGAGCAACCGCAAGGCUGACGCUCCCAAUAACAGCAACAAUGCCGAAUUGGAGCGUAUACAACGGGAAAUCGAAGAAGUAACCCUCGUCCACACGAAAUGCAUCAUAAAACUCUUGCUUAUACGAGCCAAAUAUGGUGUCAUUACUUUGGUUCUUGAGGCUAUACAACAAAGUCCAUUCCUAGUUGGCAUGCAUUAUGCAUUCCAAACGGAUUCGAAAUUAUAUUUAAUUUUGGAUUACGUCAGUGGUGGCGAAUUAUUCACGCAUCUCUAUACAGCCGAACAUUUUUCGGUAGCAACAGUACGCAUUUAUAUUGCCGAAGUGGUGCUCGCUUUAGAGCAUCUGCACAAAUUGGGUAUAAUAUAUCGCGAUAUAAAACUUGAAAAUAUUUUACUAGAUGGCCAUGGUCAUAUAGUGUUGGCCGAUUUUGGUUUAUCAAAGAUAUUCGAACCAGAUUCGGAUCACCGAGCGCAUAGCUUUUGUGGUACACUAGAAUACAUGGCACCAGAAAUAAUACGCGCUGGUCCAACUGGACAUGAUCUCGCUGCCGAUUGGUGGUCUGUUGGCGUGCUCACAUAUGAAUUGCUCACUGGCGCAUCGCCUUUCACUGUUGUCGAACAACAAAACUCUCAAGUAGAUAUAUCUCGUCGCAUACAAAAAGUCGAUCCGGUACUGCCAUCGACACUGAACGAUACGGUAAAAGACUUUAUACUAAAAAUGCUUCAUAAGGAUCCCAAAAAGCGUUUAGGUGGAAACAACAAAAAUGCUGCCGAUAUCAAAAAGCAUCCCUUCUUCAAAGGUAUCGACUGGGAUGAGUUGAAGAGCAAAAGGCGAAAAGCUCCAUUCAAACCGAAAUUAGAUAGUGAGGAUGAUACUCAAAACUUUAGCGAAGAAUUUACCAAACAACCAGUGAUCGAUUCUCCAGCGCCGGUUCCUGUCAACACCCACAGAUUGUUUCGUGGCUACUCGUAUGUGGCACCGCAACACUUGAAUUCACUUAGAACGACACAAAAGGCUUGCAACGUUGAGUAUUGCAAAGAUCCAAUUACGACUCCCUCGCCUUGUCCGUCCACGCUGCAAUUAGGACGCCUUUUGAGCAACGGCAGCUUCGGCAGUUGUUACAUUCUCAACGAUAGUGAAAAGGAGCUUAAUCAUGUUGUGAAAGUCAUAUCUGAAAAACUGUAUCGGCCUGCUGAAGUGGACGCUUUGCGUUCUUGUAGUCAUAGCAAUAUCUGUAAAUAUGUGGAUACAUAUCGCAACGAUUCGAGUAUUUGGAUUGUUAUGGAACAUGUGGGUGGCGGCGAACUGCAGGAGUUUGUACACUCGUCUGGCGGUCUAUCUGAGUCACAGUGCUGUGAUAUUUUCCUACAAAUUUGUGAUGCUGUGCAAUAUUUGCACUCAAAGAAUUUCAUACAUGGAGAUUUAAAACCGGAAAACAUACUGUUCGCCGAUACGCAAAUGAAGCGUAUAAAGUUGGUGGAUUUCGGUUCAGCAAGCUACAACUCAACUGCUGAAACUUGGCAGGAUGUUCCCCGCUACACGCUUGAUUAUGCGCCACCCGAGAGCCUCACAGAUGCACAGCUCACAACGUACUCAAAAGCCUAUGACGUCUGGUGCCUAGGCGCUACACUUUAUGCAAUGUACAUGGGUCAUCCGCCGUUUAGACGGGGGCAAAGUGAGAAGGUCAAUGAACGUGUGGUGAAACAACGUAUAUUAGACGGUGAUAUACAAAAUAACUCCACGCGUUGGAAAAAUGCUAAACCAGCAUUAAAACAGCUGAUUGUGGAACUUUGUUUGCAGCGAGAGUCGGUAAAACGUGCGUCUAUUGAAGGAUUGCUGGGCCAUCAAUUCCUUUGUGCUAAAUUCGAUGAACUACAGAAGGUGCUUCGCCGUUUGAACCGUCAACAGUCCGAAGAAUUGGAUAAUUCAGAUGUUGAGGAAGUGUUUGCAACUGAAACAGAUGCAGUGUCCGAGAAAGUGGAAGCUUAUGUUGAGGUGGCUAAUGAAAACGAAGUAGCAUUGGAAAAUAUUUCGUCUGCCGGUGAAGGACAGCAUGAAGAUGAAUUUAUUGGUUAUGAAGAGGUGGUAGAGGUGGAAGGUGUGGGUGCUGAAUUAAUCGAAAUGCACACAGAAACUGUGGUGACUGAAGAAGCUAAUGAAAUUGAUCAAGGACAGCAACCAGUCGAGCUGGUAGCAGUUGACGAAUCUGAUAAUUAUGUCGAAUGGCAAGCCGCCGCUUCAACUUUGUACUCAGCACCAGAAUCCGAUACCCAAUCGACGCACGAAAGACUCGAGUCAGAAGGUGACACAACCAGUGGUCUAGGCCGUAGCAAGUCAUCAGAUCACACACUACUCGAACGACAGACUUUGAGUGUAAAUAGUUUGAAUGGACUGGAAACAAGUGGGGAACAAAUUGAGGUCGGAGAACUCGCAGAAUUAGAGUGUGUUAUUAGUGAAAAGACUGUAAGCGCAGAUGAAUUGAAUGACAGUAUGCUAGAAGAGGAAGUGGAAGUGCAAGAGGAAGGAUUUGCUGGAUUUGAUGAGGACGAAAUUGUGGAACGUAAAGUGAAUUAUAUAGACAUCUUGCUGGCACAGAUUGAACAGAAUAAGGCUGUCAUGGCUGAAGUUGACAAUAAUCAAAUCGACGAUGUGGCAGCGCCUAUCAAGACUGAACCAGCCGUAGAAGAGACAAGCGAAAAUAUAAGUGCAAUUAAAGAAAAAGAUAGUACUAAAAUUAAGAAACCCUUGAAAGAACUGAAAAAUAACGACAUGGAUAUUCUAACCACAAGUAUAAAGGAGAUGGCAAGUUCGCUGGACACGAAUGAACAGCCGCAAGAUUUGCGAACGGUCAACAAGAAGCAACGAAACGUAAGGCAAGUACGCGCGAAUACGCAAUCGGCUGUUACGAAUUAUAAGACUGGUGCAAGGAGAAAAACAGCGGCGUUGCCCCUACUGAAAAUUGAACCGAAAGAAGAUGACGACGAUGAGGCAGGUGAAGAAGAAGAAGCUAUGGUUGAAAAAGAUAUUAAUAAAAAUAAUACCGAGCUACCAUUGGCUGCCCGAUCUAAAGCGAUACAAUCACGUCGCAAUCGACGUAGCAUACGCCUGCCUACCCAUGACGAAGAGAACAAUUGGUUAGGCCUGACAUCGCAGCUGCAAGCAAAACAUGCACAACGCUUCAAAGCACGUUAUCGGAUGUUCACUAUUUUGCUGUUCAGUACACAGAAUGCACUACGUUACUUCAAGUUCGAACGUCGUUACUAUGAAUACCAAACGCCAAAAGAUGAUAAUGCUCACGAGCAGAAUACUAUAAUGACGAUAAUUAAAAAGGAAUUCGAGGCGGAAGAAGAGCCGCCCAAGAGCGAUAAGAGUGAUAAACAAAAAAAUAUUGACGUAAAAGCCAUAAAUAAAACGCUUCAAAAGCAAACAAAUGGCGAAGUUAAUUCAACCAUAUCAGAGUCAGCAACUUUGAAGUUGACGAGUGGUAUGAAAGAGGAAAGAAACCGAAGUCAUAGUCAAAUGAGCAGGCAUGCAAGUACCAGCAAGGAUGUGGCACCCUCAACAGCUGUGCAUGUGCUGUCCGUUGGUACGCUACGUUCGUUACGUCAGCGCCACGUAUACAAAUGAUUGGCGCAUCUAUUGCGCAUUAUGGUGGAUCUAGAAUUCAUAGUGGGCUAUAGAUGUGGUCAAAUGGCAGACCAAUAUCACAUAUUUACUUUUCACAUCUUUAUAAGUUAUUUUUGUCAAUUCAGUUAUGUUAUGAUUUAAAGCCAACGGAAAUAUGGGCUAUUAUGAAUGAAUGUGCGUGAAACAUGCGGAAUGCAGGUAUUAAUUGCGAGACGUAAUUUUAAAAUUGUUUAAAAACUUAUUUUAAUUAUGUAAAUAACAUUUAAAAUUAUUAUACUAUGCAUUGCAUUGAUUUUUUUUUUUAGCCAGUGGAAUAAAAAGAAUUUCGUCUAAUAUUUGAUUGGAAAUAGAAGAUAUUGGAAAGCAGUUAAAAAAAAAAACAGUAAAUAUGUAAAUAUUUGCUUGCGGUAGGGCUUAGUCCGUUAACUGACGAAACACCGAUUCCAACUUAUUUUUAUUAUAAUUUGCUCUCUAACAAAAUAUGAGAUAUUUGUUGUAAUUUUAUUACAGGUGAGUGCAGAGAUUGAAGGAAUAACUCAGGUAUUAAUAUAAAAUCAUAAAAAGCUGCGCGAAUCUCGGAAGCAAUUUCAUUAUUUGUAUGCUUAAAUCCUUUCAUAAAAUAAUUUUAGGCGAACCGCACUUAACUGUAAUUCUUAAUGCUGCGCGCACAUUCGUUAUUUUUUUUGUGUGUGUGUUAAAAUAAUUGUAAUUUGUUUAUUACAAGAGUACUAAAACAGAAAUUAGUAUUUAAUGUAAUGGAUACACAUGAAAAAGCUUAUUGUACCUAUAGUUCAAUUUAAACGAUAUUUAAAGAUGCGAGCAAUAAAUAUAUUAAAAAAAAAUACCGAAGAAACAAGAAAACAAAAGUUAUAAUAAUGACUGCUAUUAAGUAAAUAAGGAACAAAGGCAUAGUUUUUUAGUAAUGGUUGAUUGCGAGAGAGAGUGAGAGAGAUGAAAUACAUGCGUCUAUCUCAAUAUAAUAUUUGCACGAAACCAAAUAAGAAGAGCAAAUUGAAAACAAGUAAACGUAUGAAAUUGUAGGUAGUAUAUAUAAAAGAGAGAAUACUGACGACAGUCUCAUUCGGAAAAAGUCGUAGCUAAAAAAAUAUUAAUCGACUGGGAACAAAGCUAUCAAACAGACAAAACAAAAUGAUGAUGCGUGCAUACAAUAAUUUCCAUUUAUUAUUAAUAAUAUUGCAAAUUUGUACAAUUUGCGCAUAAUACAUAUGUACAUAUGUGUGUUUUAGCAUAAACGAGGAGGUAAAUAGAGGAUAUAAGAAGACGAAAACAAUUUUAAUUGCUUAUUAAACAAACAAAAAAACGUAAGAAAAAGUCAGCUUAAAAACCCAGCACAUAUAAAUGUAUGUAUGUAUAGAAAUAGUUUAUGAAUUAACUAAUAAAUGAAUAUUAUUACAUAAAUAUACUAAAUUUUAUAAGCCAAUAAUAUUAAAGCGGUUAAGUUAAUGUUAACCCCUAUAAAUGUACUGAGUAAUAUCAUACAUACAUAAAAAUGUAUGAAUUCGAAGUGUACUUUUGUAGUUAUAGCGAAAUGGGACGGCGAUCAUGAACAUGAGAAUUGUAAUUGCAAUUUUCUUUUAGAAAAAAAAGUAAUGAAAUUAAGUAGUCGUUUUUGUUUUUAUUAAACACCAACACCAACAAAAAUAUGGUCCACAUAUUGUCAAGAAGGAUUUUAAAGAUCAAGACAUCAAUACACAAAUUUAAUUGUGCUACGCAUUUGGUUGUGCCUGCAGCGAUAGCUGAAACUUGCACUGGCAUGCAAUCAGCUUAGUAGGUACCGAUACUUUAUAUAUAAAAUCCACCUAUCUACAAUUUUCAUAAAAUUAAGUUUCCGUCAUUACCGAUCAUCGCUGACUUAUUUGUCAUCAUUGAUAUUAAGAACUUAAUUUCAGUUGCCAGCGAAUUUUAUUGUUAGAAUAAAUUGAAGGAGAAAAGUUAAGUCAGAUGAAUGACCAGUUUGGGAAACUCUUUUAAUAAAAUCAAAUAAUUUCCCCUAAAUUUUAUUUUCUAGGCGUUGCAGCUAAACCUAGUUCGCAUCCCAAUGCAGAAUUUAUAGGCUCAGCAUUUGUGAAGCAAAAUGUGUCAUGCAAAGUUGUUACAAAUAAUCAGAAAAAGAAUUCUGUUAAACUUUCUUCAAUGAGUUGCUAACUUUGUUGCUUUCGCAGCACAACAACUUUUUUGUUACUAAAUUUGUUUUUGUUGUAAUUUUCAAUUGUGUUGAAUCAAUUUUAAUUGCGUUUUUCACUCCUUAUUUAAAUAGUUUUUUUCGCUAAUUCUACAAUAAAAAAAGUGCCAGACUUCUGUUCCUCAUUUUAUUCAGCGUACGAUAUGAUUUAUUCGUUUUGAAUAUUAAUUUAUGCCUUCUUUUCUUUAUCCACAUCUAAGGACUUUUGGCGCACUAACUUAAAUUCAGUUAGCAUUUUUUUGGGCCAUUUUCAUAGUGCAGAGUUAGUUUUUAUACUGAAAAUAGCCAGUGAACUGCCGUAUGUGAAUUAACUCUCCACUGUGAAAACGGUCCUCAGAAAUAAAAUAGCGCCUUUUUAAUUAUUACAUACAUACAUACACAUAAAUACAUAUCGUCGAUCGCCCAUCGCCCAAUUGCAAAACCGCCUAUCUUAUGGCACUCAAAUUUUACAGGAGAGCGAAAAAACGGUUUAUUCUUUGAAGGUAUUGCCUUGAUAGACGAUAUUUUUUCUAGCUAUUAUUUCACAAAUCUGUUGUUUUAAUAACGAUUUAACGAUUUUUAUGCAUCAAUCUUGAUGCCUGGGGUUCAGGGUCACCAAAUCUCAUUCUUAUCACUACGGCAAUUCAGGCAGUUUUGCAAAAACUUCGACGAUAUGUAUGUCAGCAUAUUAAAAAGUUCUAAACUUAAACUGUUUUUUUUUUUUUUUUAAGCUCAGCAUUCUAAUCAAACUGCGAGAAUUUAAUGAAGCUUAUUCGAAAUUUAAUUUUUAAAUCAUGCAACUCGAUAACGAGCCUUUAAAAAGUUACGUAGUUUUACUGCUUUUUUAAUAAACUAAUGAAAUUAUAAUAAAUGUUACAAACAUAAUGAAAAAAAAAA
Molecule: messenger RNA, 7483 nt
Organism: Rhagoletis pomonella (apple maggot)
Lineage: Eukaryota; Metazoa; Arthropoda; Insecta; Diptera; Tephritidae
Product: chromosomal serine/threonine-protein kinase JIL-1
Exons: 9
Coding region: 1-4404 (1467 amino acids)
Biological process (GO): protein phosphorylation; regulation of DNA-templated transcription
Molecular function (GO): ATP binding; protein serine/threonine kinase activity
Source: RefSeq, a predicted model, not a curated record